Strongylus vulgaris is the source of this 767-nucleotide messenger RNA. Lineage: Eukaryota; Metazoa; Nematoda; Chromadorea; Rhabditida; Strongylidae. The record is from the annotation of a GenBank genome assembly.
AUUGACUACAUAAUGAUGUCUGGAGAUUUUAUCAACCACUUCGAUUGGUCAUAUACCGUGGAUGAGCACGUUACAGCUUUAAGAAAUUUGAGUUCUCUUAUUCGUCAGUACUUCCCUACAACACCUACCUAUUGGGCUAUUGGAAACCACGAAGGAGUCCCUGUCAAUAGCUUCGCUCCACACUUUGUCGACGAGCGGUUCUGGCCGAUAUGGCUUUACGAAGAAUUUGCUAAGAUGAGCAAUCCAUGGAUCACAUCGGAAGCUUCGAAAGCUCUAGUUACUUUGGAAGGACAUUUCAGUCGUGGAUCGUAUUCAGUCCAAGUAAUAGAAGGGCUUCGGCUAAUCUCGCUCAACUCAGGAUUUUGCGAAACAACAAAUUUUUUCUUAUAUCUGAAUCAGAGUGAUCCGGAUGGGACGAUGACAUGGUUAGCUGCCGAGUUAUUCAAGGCAGAAGUCGCCGGAGACUCUGUACACAUAUUGUCACAUAUUCCACCCGGAGAUGGAGAAUGCCUGGAAGGCUGGGCUCGCAAUUAUUAUAAGAUCGUUCAGAGAUUUGCCGAUAUCAUCACAGCACAGUUUUUUGGACACAAUCAUGCUGACUACUUUACCAUUUUCUAUGAAGAUAUGCAUGAUACUUCAUCUGCUCCCGUUGGAGUUUUGUAUGCAACACCUAGCGCGACGACUUUUGCCGACAUGAAUCCAGCGUAUCGCAUUUACGACAUAGACUUUACGGAUAAGUUUGUAAGUAUAGUUUUACAUAAUUAGGU